AUGACGGCCAUGGCGGCACUGCGUAUUUCUGAGUGGCGAAAGUUGCCCCUGAGCCUCACGGAGCUGUGCAUUGAGACGACCUUGCGUUGUGGCCAGUCAUUCCGCUGGCGCAAGAUUGACGAUGAAUGGCACAUGACCCUGCACGGCCGCAUCUUGUCUCUGAAGCAAGACAGCGACCAUUUACACUACAAAGCAACUUGGCCUGCACCUAUCUCAACUGGCAACAACAAACGGCUUUCCACAAAAGACCUCCCCAUACAGGAUCUGCCGGAUGACACAGAGGAUCUGCUGAGGCAUUAUUUCAGCCUCAGGCACAAUGCUGCUACUCUAUACGAACAAUGGUCACAGAACGACCCAAACUUUCGGAAGAAAGCACCCAAGUUUACCGGCAUACGCAUCCUAAGCCAGGAUGCAUGGGAGGCUCUCAUAGGCUUCAUAUGCAGCAGUAACAACAACAUCUCCAGGAUCUCGCAGAUGGUCCACAAGCUAUGCGAUCACUACGGCCCACUCAUCGGCCAUAUCGGGGACCAACCUUUCCAUGACUUCCCAACACCCGAGGCCCUGACGGGCAAGAAAGUUGAGUCGCAUCUGAGGGAGCUUGGCUUCGGGUACCGGGCCAAGUACAUAGCAGAAACGGCACGCAUGGUGUCACAGGAUACGCCCAAGGACUGGCUGGAGAGCCUGACAAACCCCGAGAACCCCGGGUGGGGGUCAGAGCAGUAUGGCAAGAUUGAGCGAUCCACCUACAAAGAGGCACACGAGAAACUCUUAUCGCUGUCCGGUGUUGGGCCAAAGGUCGCCGACUGCGUCUGUCUGAUGGGGCUGGGAUGGGGCGAAGCAGUCCCCGUCGACACGCACGUCUGGCAGAUUGCUCAGCGAGACUACAAAUUCGGAAAGACCAAGACCAAGACUUUCUCGAAGGUCAUGUACGACUCUGUCGGCGAUCACUUCCGCAAGAUCUGGGGCAGCCAGGCGGGCUGGGCCCAGUCGGUUCUCUUUACGGCGAACCUCAAGUCGUUCUCGGAUCGCGCGGCGGCAAAGCCCGAAGUCCAGGACGUCAAGGUGGAAGUCGAGGAGAAGGUGGUGCUCGAAGAUGCGAAACCAAUAGCCAAGAGGAAACGAACGACCGUCACAAAAACAGUGAAAGUUGAAGAUGGCUUGCAGCCGGAUAUGGCUGACAGUUUGGCAAAGAGGAGAAGGACAAGGUCGUCGAUGGCUUGA
Molecule: messenger RNA, 1221 nt
Organism: Neoarthrinium moseri
Lineage: Eukaryota; Fungi; Ascomycota; Sordariomycetes; Amphisphaeriales; Apiosporaceae
Exons: 2
Coding region: 1-1221 (406 amino acids)
Biological process (GO): base-excision repair; base-excision repair, AP site formation; nucleotide-excision repair
Cellular component (GO): nucleus
Molecular function (GO): damaged DNA binding; 8-oxo-7,8-dihydroguanine DNA N-glycosylase activity
Source: RefSeq, a predicted model, not a curated record